Eutrema salsugineum is the source of this 2083-nucleotide messenger RNA. Its product is annotated as CBL-interacting serine/threonine-protein kinase 12. Gene Ontology annotation, molecular function: ATP binding; protein kinase activity. The record is from RefSeq and is a predicted model, not a curated record. Gene Ontology annotation, biological process: signal transduction; protein phosphorylation. Lineage: Eukaryota; Viridiplantae; Streptophyta; Magnoliopsida; Brassicales; Brassicaceae. The coding region runs from base 308 to 1780 and encodes 490 amino acids. The transcript has a single exon.
GGUGACGAUAGAAACAGAGCAAAUGCUAUUUCUAGUGAAUCCCUAAAAACAGAGAGAGGGAGAGAGAGACCUUCUUCGUCUUCGUCUUCGUCUUCGUCUUCUACAACAUCUCGAAAUUCUCAAAACGAGAGAGAAUCAACGAAUCAACAGGUGAGAAAUUCGAAAUCCAAGCGAGUUUGACUCGCCCAGAUUCUCGAUUUCUCCACCUUUUCGUAGAUCAUUGAUUUCCGAUUUCUCUCUUUCCCACUCCUCCGGUGAGUCCUAAACUGAGAUUUUAACCCAGAAUCCGUCGACAGAUUCGUCUUCCAUGGCGGGUUUAAUCAGAGAAACGUCGUUGCCGAAAGAGAGAAGCAGCCCACAAGCUCUCAUCCUCGGAAGAUACGAGAUGGGUAAGCUUCUCGGCCAUGGAACCUUCGCCAAGGUUUACCUCGCACGAAACGUGAAAUCAGGCGAAAGCGUCGCGAUCAAAGUAAUCGACAAGGAGAAAGUACUCAAAGGCGGUUUAAUCGCUCACAUCAAACGCGAGAUCUCGAUUCUCCGCCGUGUGCGUCACCCGAACAUCGUCCAGCUCUUCGAAGUCAUGGCGACGAAAGCGAAGAUCUACUUCGUCAUGGAGUACGUUCGUGGAGGCGAGCUCUUCAACAAAGUAGCUAAAGGCCGUCUCAAGGAAGAAGUCGCUCGCAAGUAUUUCCAGCAAUUGAUAUCCGCCGUCACUUUCUGCCACGCUCGCGGCGUUUACCACCGAGAUCUGAAACCGGAGAAUCUCCUCUUGGACGAAAACGGCAAUCUCAAAGUCUCUGACUUUGGACUCAGCGCUGUCUCCGAUCAGAUUCGACAAGACGGGCUUUUCCACACGUUUUGUGGCACUCCGGCUUACGUUGCGCCGGAGGUUUUGGCGAGGAAAGGCUACGAUGCUGCGAAAGUUGAUAUCUGGUCUUGUGGAGUUAUCUUGUUCGUGUUAAUGGCGGGUUAUCUCCCGUUUCAUGAUCGGAAUGUUAUGGCUAUGUAUAAGAAGAUUUACAAAGGGGAAUUUAGGUGUCCUAGAUGGUUUUCUCCGGAGCUAACGAAGUUGUUGUCUCGGCUUCUGGUGACGAAUCCGGAGAAACGUUUUACUUUCCCUGAGAUUAUGGAGAAUUCUUGGUUUAAGAAAGGGUUUAAGCAUAUCAAAUUCUAUGUGGAAGAUGAUAAGCUUUGCAAUGUUGAUGACGAUGAUGAUGAAUUGGAGACUGCAUCCGUGGAGUCGGAUCGGUCUUCUACGGUUUCUGAGUCUGAACUUGAGUAUUUCGAGCCUAGAAGGAGAGUUGGGGCGUUGCCUAGACCGGCGAGUUUGAAUGCUUUCGAUAUUAUAUCGUUCUCGCAAGGAUUCGAUUUAUCCGGUUUGUUUGAUGAUGAUGGUGAAGGUUCUAGGUUUGUUUCUGGAGCUCCGGUUUCGAAGAUCAUAUCGAAGUUGGAAGAGAUUGCUAAAGUUGUGAGCUUUACGGUGAGGAAGAAGGAUUGUAGGGUAAGUCUUGAAGGUUCAAGACAAGGAGUGAAAGGUCCAUUGACGAUUGCAGCAGAGAUAUUCGAAUUGACACCUUCGUUGGUUGUUGUUGAAGUUAAGAAGAAAGGAGGAGAUAAAACUGAGUAUGAAGAGUUUUGUAACAACGAAUUGAAACCCAAAUUGCAGAAUUUGACAGCUGAUGAAGUAGUAGAGCCUGUGGCGGUUGCAGCGGUUGAUGAAACCGCAACUGCAAUCGCGAAUUCUCCACCCGUUUGUUUCUUGCCUUCUGACUCUGAAUAGAAGAUGAUAGGCCACAAAACCACUUUUGAUUUUCCUUAUGGAAGAUUGGGGUUUUGUUACCUGAAUUUGAGAAGAAAAAAAGCUGCUUAGGUUUGGUGAAAUGUAGAAUCGAAUUGUGUAAUUUAUAUGUUAUGUUUUCUGUUGCAGAGAUCAUUAGAGGAAUAAGAUACGGGCUCUGAGUUAUGUUUUACUAACCUUUUAGCAGUUUUUUUUUGUUUUGUAUGGGAGAAUUGUAAACAGUUUCGUAUCAAAUCUUUUAUGUAUAAAACAAUGAAAUCAAAUAAAGAAACUUGCUUUCUUCUU